CACUGUUUCUCGUGAAAGAAGCGACGACGAGAGAGACGUAGCUACGGCAUCACGCGCGACUCGUGUCUAAUCCUCUAUAUUUUUUAAACGUAAGUUGCAAAAUCUCCGUGCUAAGCAAACCGUGAUAUAGCAACCGCGUGUGUAACCAAUAACGUUUGCGCGUUGAAUUCUUUGUCGAUUUCAGUUUCUUCCUUUGUCUUUUUUACGCGCCUCAAUGGAUACAUCUGUCGGUUACCACGCUCCUACGGAGACGUCCACGCCUGGAACGAUGGUUUCAACGAAUCAACCGAGAAAGACAAAAAUAUUUGUGGGCCGGUUACCAGAAAAUUGUCGCAAUGAUGAGUUGCGACAAUUAUUCUUGCGCUUCGGCGAGGUAACAGAAUGUGACGUCAUGAAUCGAUAUGGUUUCGUCCACAUGGCACGUGAGGAAGACGCGGCAGCAGCGAUCAAGGCACUUCACAAUUCCAACUUCAAAGGUGCGACGAUCAAUGUGGAACAGUCAACUGGAAAAUCACGUGGAGGUGGAGGCGGACGCCGCGACGACCGAAGAGGUGGACCAAUGAGAGGUGGUAGGGGAGGACGAGACGGUGGUAGAGACGCUCGUCCUGGACCAUAUAAUGAUAGAAGAGUUCUUCCGAUCCAACUCGUUGGUUACGAUGGAUCUGCUGCAGGUGGUGUCGCAACUGGAUACACCGAUUACAAUCGUGGAGCUGGCGACUUUAGCGGCCGCGGGGCAGACUUUGGCGCUGGCUACGCUGAUCGUGGGGCUUACGGUCAGAACGUGGGUGGUGCGGCGAUGGGUUACACCUCGACGGCACCAGGAAUGGGUGGUGGAUAUGGACCGGCGGCCGGCGCUGUAGGUGGCUACGGACCGACCGGAGCAGCGGACUACGGACGAACAGCUGAUUACGGUCGCGCCGACUUCGGCGGUAGAACAGAUUAUGCGGUUGGCGGAGGUAUGGCCGGAGAUUUCAAUCGUGGCGCACCCGGUCCGGUAGAUUACGGUCGCACUGACAAUUUUGGCGCUAGUCGCACAGUCGAUUAUACCGCCAGAAAUGAUUACGACAGAAGUGCAGCCGGACCAAUGAGAAACGGUGGUGGUGCUGUUGCCACCACUGGAUAUGGAACCGGGUACACCGAUGUAGGAUACGAUGAAAGUCAUUGGCCAAUGAGUACUGGACCUAGCUACAGCACUGGGGCACCUAGUUAUAGCACUGGUCCAGGACCGCAAGCCGACAUGUUUAGCAGAAGACCUGGCAGUGCUGUACCCAGUGGUGGAUAUCCACCAGUUGCUGGCGGAUAUGCUGAGGGAUAUGACAGACCAGACGCGUACGGUCCUCCACGUGGCGGCGGACGCUUCCCAGGUCCGGCAGACGCAAUGCCACCGAGGUACUAAACGUGUACACUAAAGCAAAUGCUCGAGCGCACGCGAAAGGCGACCGUAAAAAAAUAAAACAAAAAAAAAAAAAAAAAAAAAAAAAAAAAAAAAAAAAAAACCCACAAAAAACAGAUCUUAAAAAAAAAAUAACGCCUUUUACCCGCUGAUUAUUUGAUCACGGAUUAUCUAGGAAAUCUGCGCCAACACAUUGAGUUUAUAUAUAAUAAUAAUGAAAACUAUAUAUAACUUAUAGAUCUUCUAAUGUUUAUUUGUACUUCUAAAAAAAAAAACGUUAAACAAAAGGAACAUCAAUGACAUGUAAUGUACCUAUAACGUAAAGUUCAGUUUUACACUAUAAGUUCAAUUUAUACAUAUAAAUUGAUCGAUUAAUAAAUUUAAUCGACAGUGUAUAUUCUUUAUGUUAUAGCCUAUUUGAGUCUGUUCUGCCUAUUCUCCGGAAAGACUCUUAGAUAUUACAUUAUAUUCGUGCAGUUUAUGUUUUUAAUUUUUUCUUUAUUAUCUUUUCUAUGAAUAAAAUGAUUUGAAUGUUAUA
This is a messenger RNA of Pseudomyrmex gracilis, 1931 nucleotides long. RefSeq names its product RNA-binding protein 4.1-like. Gene Ontology annotation, molecular function: mRNA binding. Lineage: Eukaryota; Metazoa; Arthropoda; Insecta; Hymenoptera; Formicidae. Gene Ontology annotation, cellular component: cytosol. The transcript is spliced from 8 exons. The record is from RefSeq and is a predicted model, not a curated record. Bases 215 to 1396 code for a protein of 393 amino acids.